Messenger RNA from Cyprinodon variegatus (sheepshead minnow), 2583 nucleotides. RefSeq names its product mitochondrial calcium uniporter regulator 1-like (gene mcur1). NCBI's taxonomy places the organism in Eukaryota, Metazoa, Chordata, Actinopteri, Cyprinodontiformes, Cyprinodontidae. Bases 184 to 1131 code for a protein of 315 amino acids. The transcript has 9 exons. Gene Ontology annotation, biological process: positive regulation of mitochondrial calcium ion concentration; calcium import into the mitochondrion. The record is from RefSeq and is a predicted model, not a curated record. Gene Ontology annotation, cellular component: mitochondrial inner membrane; mitochondrion.
UUAUUUUGAAAGGCAAGACCGGAAGUUCUACAGGACACCGCCAUCUUUACCAACAAUCGGUCAGCUACCGGGUGAAAAGUGGCGAUAAGAACACGAAAAGACACGGUAAACACUUCAGAAACUUUCAUCUCACCGAGUUACAGUCUUGGGAAAAUAUAAGUUUUGUCAACAACCACGCUGACCAUGGUGUUAAACCAGUCUCGGCUGCCAUGGCAGGUCAUUAGACUGAAACAGUCACAGAGGCGCUGUGACCCCGCUUCUCUUAACCAGAACAGGGCUAAUGCCGCAGUGCUAUCGAGCAUUUCUCUUGUUCCGUGGAGUCUGACAGCUGUUAGCACCUCAGCAGCUUCCCACUGUGCAACAUCCUCUGCAUGUUUGGCGGACUUUGACCUGCAGCUACUGAAAAGGAGAGGAAGUACUGGGCUGAAGGUUACGGAUGUGUCUUCUGUGAAAAACAUCUCCGUCCGAGAGCUCAAUACUUCUUCCAGGGCCUUCCAGUAUGAUCUUAAACCAGACAUACCAAAAACCGAAGGCCGGAAGCUGUUUUUUGACACUCAUGCAGUUGUUCGAAUCCUUGAAGAAAAUGGAUUUACUACUCAGCAAGCUGAAGUGUUGGUUAAGGUGCUGAUUGGAACUACAAACUCUACUAUGGAUGUUAUCUAUAGUGACAUGGUGACCAAGGUGCAACAGGAAAUCAUGUUGCAGCAAGUAAUGUCUAAAAUUGCUUCUGUAAAGAAGGACAUGGUUAUCUUAGAGAAGAGCGAGUUCUCCACCCUUCUAGCUGAGAACGAGAAACUCAAGAACCAAUUAUUACAGUUCAAGGUCCAACUGGCUGAUGUAAUGAAUAAAGUACGCUCAGAUAAUAUUAUGGACCUGAACGGGGAGAAAAGUCGUGUAAAGGAACUGAAAGCGGAGCAUGAGAAGAGGCUUCUGGAAACAAGAACUGAGAUUCUGGAAAUGACAGCAGAGCAGGAUCGCCAUCUGACCCAUACAAACAUGAAAAUCGACACGGAGGUGGCUGGUUUAAAAACCAUGUUGGAGUCUCAUAAACUGGAUACUAUCAAAUACCUUGCAGGCUCCGUGUUCACCUGUCUCACUGUAGUCUUGGGAUUUUAUCGUAUUUGGAUGUAACCAAGAGUUGAUGAGCGCUCCUUUGUGGAAGCCUACGACCAAAGAACAGCUUUAUCAUGUUGGAUCUCAUUUAUUGUGUUUCUUUUCUAAUGUGGCGAAGGAAAGGUUUGUCGAUGUGUUCUGUUUAGGGAGAGCCCAAAAGGGAACAACACUCACCAGGGAAUGUACUCCUUUUCUCCCAUUCUGGUUUAAUGUGAUCUCCUCCCACCUUAAUUAACUUAUCUGUAAAAACCAGUUGUGCUAAUUAAGAGAAUUGACGUUUUCUCUUGGUUGCAGACUGUGUGCAGUGGGUCAGUCUGAGUCUCUCAAUGCACUAAUUUUCCUGGUAACAUUUAUUCAUGUCCACUCUGUGACCUCUGACUGGAUUAUGGUCCAGCUUAUGGAGGUAGAAAUGUACCUUUGGAGCUUCCCUGGCUGUUUUGUUGCCACUGCACUCAAGGUGCCAUUAGGAACCUGAAGGAUAUUGUGAUGCAAAUAUCACUCCAAAAAGAUAUUUAUGCAUAUAACUACAGGAUAUCUUGAAAGCAUUUGUUUUAUGGGAUUUUAAAAAGUUUGGCUUUGUUUUAUUUAUAUAGUUUUCACUCAUUUUGAUAAAUAAAAGAGAUCUGCUUCUUUAUCUUUUUUGCUAAUUUUCUUAACAGCAAAGCCAAUUUAUUACCUUUUUUUGUAUUAAAUGUAUUUUAUUCUGUAAAUAUUUUAUGCAUGUAAAGUUGUACAUAUAUAACUGAGGAGUUUUUAGGGGAUUUUUUUGCAUAUUGUUUGAUUUGUAAUUUUGGUUUGGUGCGGCACUAGUAGCCUAUUUAAAAUAAACCAACAGAAAGAAAGGAAAGGAGAUCGCAUCAGAACCAGGGUUAAUAUCUCCAUAUGUGUGGGUUGCACUGACUACCCAUGCACCCUCCUCAUUCUCUUACUUUAUCUAAUUAAAUUAAUAGUUGCCAUGAGCCAAACUUGUCAUUACACUAAUAUAGUUUGGAUUACCAGCUGAUCAAACUGCCUAAAUGUAACCAAACCCAUCGAUUUUAAGCAUUUUGGGGGGGCCAAAUAUCUUCCUAUUCCAUUUUUUUUUUUAUGUUUUUUUUUUUUUUUAUGUUUUUUUUUGAUGGAGGAUAAAUUGAAGGAGGAUGUAUCUCUAGUCCUUUUUCAAUUCCUUGUCUUUUUUUUAUCUUUGUUUUUUACUGUUCAUUUAAGGCCAACUCUGUUCUAGAAACUCCUCUAGAACCUCUAAAGAUUAUUUCACAAAGACUAAUUCUUCAUAAAAUGAAAAAUAAAACAUGACGGAGAACCCUGAGCAUCUUCUUUAGAAGACUGCUAAAACCUCAACAGAGUAUCUUCAGUCAAAGGCUUCUUCAGAUCCAGAUGAAAGAUGAGACAGACGAUCCUUCCUACCUACAGCUAUCAUCAUCUAUGGAAAAAUUACUGUUACUCCCAACAUUUAAUUUAUCUUUGGAAACA